AAUCAAUGAAGUAAAAAACGAAUGGAUGGGUAAAUGAACCACACAAUUAAAUCGUCUCUGUUUCUUCUUCCUUGCUUUUCAUCAUCUUCGUAUUUUGGGUGAAUCCAAGCGUGAGCAGCGAGAGCUUCGGAAGAACCCAAGAGAGAGCCGCCUGCAAGGUGAAGUGUCUGGGGCCAACCAAUGCGGUGAUCCUCCUCCACGGCCGCUACGCCGGCCGCAAGGCCUUCAUCGUCGAGGUCGUCGACUACACUGCCUCAUCGCCGGAAUCAAGAAGUAGCCGAACAAGAAACAGAUCGUGUUUGAUUUAGAAUAUAUGGGUUUAGGAACUAUAUUUCGAUCGUGUUAAUUGAUGAGGAAGUCGGCAUAUAAUCACCGUUGCCGCCUGCAAACCUACCCAAAAAUUUCUUGCGCAGCCAAGCAAUUUAGCGUUUCAAACUUUCAAUCAUCAAUUGGAUUAGAUUCAACUGUACGUUUCGAAUUUGUCUGCACCUAUUCAACUGUUUCGAAUUUGUCUGCACCUAAUUAGAUGAGAUUGACCUGGAAGUUAUAGUUUUUCAACCUCCUUUUUUCAGUCAUAAUCCCAAGGUCUUUUGUUGUUGUUUGAUUACUUAACACUGGACAAUGGUCUUCUGCUUGAUGUGAAUUUGUAUGGCGUGGAAAAAUGGAAAUCCAGUCAUAAUUGCUUGGUGCUCUAGAAUUUAAAUAUCUUUUUCUUUGGUAUUAAUAAGCCUUCUCCAAAACCAGAUUCAGCUCGAUCGAAUGACAACGAUUUUUGGUUUUGAUUUUGAGGGAGAAAAUGAGAAGAGUUUUAUUUGGGUCUGAGAAUGAGGAGCUCCAGAGAGGGGAACAGAGACAAAGCAAGAGGAAAUAAAUAACUGAUGUUUCAAUUCAUUUCGAUUGCUGUAUCUAUGAAAAGUAAGGAAAUAGAAGAAAGCGUGGCCGUUACCGGAGCACAAGAGCACCGCCAAUGGUGACCGAGUCGCCGGAAAAUUGAAUGAGGGAGAUACAGUCGGGUCACAGUCGUUGCUCCGUGGGUCAAGAGAACGGGUCGGGAGACUUCUUAACAGGUAGAAGACUUGGGUAUAGACGACAUAUUAUAUUUUGAUCAACGGCUCAGACGAUUAACGGAAACAUAAAUCCUAACAGAGCGUGUUUACACGCGCUGUUAAAGAUCCCAGGUGGGCACCCACUUGGGUGGGUGGAAGAAGCUUCGGUCUUUAUUUAAAUUAAUUAGCCGGCCACUAUGCACAUAAGGACAUAGACAAUAGGGGGUUCAGCAAGACAAGCAUUAAAUUAGAACAAUAGUCAUAUGAACUAUAUAUUAAUCUUACAGCAGGUCCAUAUCAGAACGUUUUCUGGGGGAGGGAGAUAUUAUACAAGGACAUUGCAGACCGUAUUUUGGGGCACGGAGAUAUUAUUAACAGAGGCCAUUACCUUCUGUAUAUAAACAGUCUGAGUAGUCUUACCAUUUCACUACACCACCUCAUAUUCAUCAACUUUCAAAUCCUAGCCUACAAUGGAGUUCACCAACCAGAGCAAAUGUAUCUGCUUGGCCUUAAUCCUCAUGUUGGGAGCAUGGUCUUCGGAAGCCACCUCUCGUAGUCUCCAAGAUGCAUUAGCUUAUGGGAGGUAUGAGCAAUGGAUAGCUCGUUAUGGACGUGCAUAUAAUGAUAUCAAGGAGAAGGAGGACCGCUUCAAGAUAUUCAAGGAGAAUGAGGCAUUCAUAGAAUCUUCCAACAACAAUGGAAACAAACUUUACAAAUUGAGUCUGAACCAAUUUGCAGACCUUACAAAUGAAGAGUUCACUGCCUCAAGAAAUCGAUUCAAGGCACAUGAAUGUUCCACAAAGACGAAGACCACUACUUUCAAGUAUGAAAAUGCUACUGUGCCAACUACAAUGGACUGGAGAAAGAAGGGAGCUGUAACUCCCAUCAAGGACCAAGGCCAAUGUGGAAGUUGUUGGGCAUUCUCGGCAGUGGGAGCUAUGGAAGGAAUCACUCAACUUACAACUGGUAAACUAAUCUCUUUGUCUGAGCAAGAGCUUGUAGACUGUGAUGUCAAAGGUGUAGACCAAGGCUGUGCAGGUGGCCUUAUGGACGAUGCCUUUCAGUUCGUUAUUCAAAAUCAUGGUAUUAAUACCGAGGCUAAUUAUCCCUACACUGCUGCGGAUGGUACAUGCAAUGCCAAGAAGGAAGCAGGUCAUGCAGCCACAAUAACUGGCCACAAAGAUGUGCCUGCAAACAGCGAAAGUGCCCUUCUUAAGGCCGUGGCUAAUCAACCUAUCUCUGUUGCUAUUGAUGCUAGUGGAUCCGACUUCCAGUUCUAUUCAAGUGGUGUUUUCACAGGAACAUGUGGAACUGGUCUAGACCAUGGUGUUACCGCUGUUGGUUAUGGUGUGAGUGCUGAUGGGACAAAGUACUGGUUGGUAAAGAACUCAUGGGGUGCACAAUGGGGUGAAGAAGGUUACAUAAGAAUGCAAAGAGAUGUUGCUGCACCGGAAGGUCUGUGUGGUAUUGCCAUGGAAGCCUCUUACCCCACUGCGUAAUGCCCCAUUGCAAGCGAAUCGUAGCCUACUAUUAUUGUAGGUAUAUACUUAUAAUGAUGUGUACAUGUUGUGUGUAAUACAAAAAAAAAAAAAAAAAAAAAAACGGAUCAGUAAGAAAGUUGUAAGUUCCAUGAAAUAUAGAAACUAGUGUGGCCAAUGUAUGAAAUCAAACCAUUAUAUCAAUAGAAAAAAUAUAUAUUUGCUAUCUGCAAA
Messenger RNA from Rosa rugosa (rugosa rose), 2758 nucleotides. Its product is annotated as senescence-specific cysteine protease SAG39-like. Gene Ontology annotation, molecular function: cysteine-type endopeptidase activity. The record is from RefSeq and is a predicted model, not a curated record. The transcript has 2 exons. Bases 1517 to 2545 code for a protein of 342 amino acids. Gene Ontology annotation, cellular component: lysosome. Lineage: Eukaryota; Viridiplantae; Streptophyta; Magnoliopsida; Rosales; Rosaceae.